AUGAAGAGAGAUGCGAAUAGUAAAAGAAACGAGAGGCAGAGAGAUAGAUUCCAUGUAAUUCACAAGGUCCCUUAUGGAGAUUCUCCUUAUGUCAAAGCCAAACACGCUCAGGUAGUAGAGAAGGACAUGGAAGCAGCAGUGGUAUGGUUUUGGAAAGCAAUAAACGGAGGAGACAGGGUGGAGAGUGCUCUUAAGGACAUGGCCGUCGUCAUGAAACAGCUCGACCGAACCGAAGAAGCCAUCGAAGCCAUUAGAUCCUUUAGGUCUCUUUGCCCCAAGACCUCUCAAGAUUCUCUCGACAACAUCCUCAUAGAUCUAUACAAGAAAUGUGGAAGAAUAGACGAACAGAUCGAAAUCUUGAAGAAGAAACUGAGAUCUGUGUAUGAAGGAGAUGCCUUCCAUGGGAGAGUGACCAAAACGGCUCGCUCCCAUGGCAAGAAAUUCCAAGUCACUCUCCCUAAAGAAACCUCUCGAAUACUCGGAAAUUUGGGCUAUGCCUAUAUGCAAAAACAAGAUUACAGGCUAGCAGAGACAUUAUACAAGGAGGCCCAAAUGAUGGACCCAGAUGCAAAUAAAGCUUGUAGCUUGACCCUAUGCCUCAUCAAGCAAGCCCGCUCCGACGAGGGCCGAGCCAUUCUAAACGACGUCGUUGCUGGUCGGGUCUCGGGAUCCGAUGGCCCGAGCACACGGCGGCGCGUGGAGGAGCUUCUCGCCGAGAUAAAGGCCAUGGAUGAGCCUCCUAGUGGUAAUGAUCACAAUGAUGACGAUGAUAUAUUGGGCCUAGAUAUGGACUUUGUUAAUGGGCUUGAGAAACUGAUGGCCCAAUGGGGACCGUCUCGGUCCAAAAGACUCCCCGUCUUCGAAGAGAUCUCUUCUUGCGUGGAUCAGUUGGUUUGCUAAGGGAAUUUGAAAUCUUUGUACCGGAACCGGUUUAGUGGUAUUGGUUCGGUUUGUUU
Messenger RNA from Tarenaya hassleriana, 956 nucleotides. Its product is annotated as protein SULFUR DEFICIENCY-INDUCED 1-like. The transcript is spliced from 4 exons. NCBI's taxonomy places the organism in Eukaryota, Viridiplantae, Streptophyta, Magnoliopsida, Brassicales, Cleomaceae. The coding region runs from base 1 to 900 and encodes 299 amino acids. The record is from RefSeq and is a predicted model, not a curated record. Gene Ontology annotation, molecular function: protein binding.